UUGCUUUCAUCAUUCGUUUCCAGCUUUGGCCGCUCCAUUUCUUCCCCUUUUUGAAUGUUUUAUAAUAUUCUCACCUUCCCCGCCCACCUUUUUCCUCACAAAACAACCUGUAGUUCUUCUCCUUCUCUUCAAUUCCUCUUGCUUUUCUAAGAUUCCUGAAUUUCUCUCUAUUCUGCGAUUUAUCGCAACAGAUAAGGAGUUCUGAAUUCGAUUUAUUACCUGUAAGUUGCAACAAUGGAUGAUGAUAAACAGCACCAGUCACAGCCGAUGUCCUCGCCGUCGCCGCCUGGAGAAGAGUCAGCGAAGAGACAAGAAGGAGUCAAUUCAGAAACUAAAUCAAAAUCUGCAGUUCGGUGCAAGAACACCUUCUUUGGCAGACAUAGAAUCUCAGCGGCCAUAACCAGACUCCAAAACGAAAUCAAUAUCAUCGAGGAAGAACUGCGACAGCUUGAGAGCAUAGGCGAAUCCUCCACCGUUUGCGAAGACCUCGUCUCCAGCGUCGUAGCGAUUCCAGAUCCUCUGCUUCCAGAAACAAUCGGUCCAACGGACGUCAACUGGGACCAGUGGUUCCGAGGAGCUCACGGCGGUCGCAACCACAGACGGUGGAUCUGAUUCCGAACACAGAGAGAGAUCCAUUUUUGGGAUCGCCGUUGAUUUACAGGGGUUUGAGAUCAACUAGUCCUGAUCGAUUGCAGCCAUAACCAGAAUGUGGAGAAGAAGAAGAGAAGAGAAGACUUGGAAAUUGAAACGACGACGUCGCAAUCGCACCGUGUGUAAAAGUUUUCGGGUACAUUUAG
This is a messenger RNA of Cucurbita moschata (crookneck pumpkin), 797 nucleotides long. RefSeq names its product guanine nucleotide-binding protein subunit gamma 2-like. The record is from RefSeq and is a predicted model, not a curated record. The transcript has 4 exons. Lineage: Eukaryota; Viridiplantae; Streptophyta; Magnoliopsida; Cucurbitales; Cucurbitaceae. The coding region runs from base 235 to 612 and encodes 125 amino acids. Gene Ontology annotation, biological process: G protein-coupled receptor signaling pathway.